CAAGAAGUUCUGCAAAAUAUUAGAGGCUUGAUAUCGAAGAAAUUAUAAGAAAAAUCAGAUGAACGAUGAAGCGAAAAACAGUCUUCCUUUUUCUUUUCCUUUACCUUCAGUUCUUAUCAAGUGUAUACAUAGAAGUUGCAGCCAAGAAUAUGCACCAUCCUAUAACACCUCAAGAUUAUGAGAGCAACAGAAUGAUUACCACACAUAUGAGAAGAGGCGGUGGUGGUGGUCACGGCGGUGGAGGUAGUCACGGAGGUAGUGGCAGUCGCGGUGGUAGCAGCAGUAGAGGUGGUGGUAGAAAUCGUGGUACCGGUAGUACCAUUGUGCCUCGUGGGGGUAUUUAUCCCUAUCCCUACUAUGGCAGUACCAGUAACGGAAAACAUAACAACAACAGCAGCAACAGUUGUGGGGGCAUCAUGAGCAACCACCACAAGGGUGCUGCAUUCGCGAUAAUGGUAGCUUUAACUGCAUUGUAAUACUUAAAUUGGUACUGAUUUGUUAAAGUUUUUUAACAACCGGGAUUAGUUGUAACUAUUUGUAAUCUCGGAUGUGUCUCUGUAUGUUUUGGCCGACUUGAAUA
This is a messenger RNA of Papaver somniferum (opium poppy), 580 nucleotides long. Its product is annotated as glycine-rich cell wall structural protein 1.0-like. Bases 66 to 476 code for a protein of 136 amino acids. Lineage: Eukaryota; Viridiplantae; Streptophyta; Magnoliopsida; Ranunculales; Papaveraceae. The transcript has 2 exons. The record is from RefSeq and is a predicted model, not a curated record.